AUGUGUGUCCAGAAUCUCGUCGAGCUUGAAUCUGGCAUAACCCUCGACCUGUACAUGGAUGAAGCUAUUGUUGUCCAGGAAGAUUUCAGGUUGCAGAAAGUAACUAAGAACCUGCUGCAAUGUAUACGGGAUAAGAAUAGAUCUAUCGCGAGACAUGUCAGACAUCUGGAGAUCGGCGCAUUCUAUCAGGGCUUCUUCGAUGAGGCGCUCGCGCCUGUUCUGGAGGAUGUGUUGACGAUGACGACUGGCCUGCAGUCUUUCAGCUGGGGCACGAUCAUACCUAUACCAGAGGGUGCCCUUCACCUGUUUCACACGAUGCAUCCCACGGCUCGCCUGCACGUGACGAAUCUCGAACGGGAAGGGAAGCCUCUGGAUCGACGUCUACUCUCGUCAACACAGCUACACUCCCUCCGGUUGUGCGUUUACUACGAUGAACCAGACCAAAACCUUCACCUAGAGGGUUGUCGCAGCGAGCUCCAAAUUCUGAAAGGUUACUUGAUGCUCGGCAAUAGCAUCAAGAAACUUGAUCUGAGCUUCGAAGACGCUAAGCUUACGAUACAUGAUAAAGCGCUCGUUGGUCUCAAAGACUGCGCGCAUGGCCCUUUGAACUUCCAUUGGCAAAAAGGAGAUCGAUUUCCCACGCUUGAGGAGUGGGUUGUGGGCGAGAGUUACGCAGACUAUGCCUACACCGCGCAACACAUGGACCUGUGGCAUCGAUGCAUGGAUUGGUCCCUGCUCCGCGUACUUGAUCUUGGCCGUUUGAACAUGUAUCCUUCAUCUAUGCUGCCGAUAAUAUCGUUGACUGGCCAUGUCCCGCGGCUUGAGUCUUUGAGUCUCGCCGUCUUCAACUACAACGAACACGAUAAGAAAGAUGCAAAACGUUCACUGUCAAUAUUGGAAGAGUUUCUGCGAAAUGUUCUGGCACUCAUAAGAUUGCGCCUAGAAUGGGACGGCAUCCCGGACUGUCUACCAAUAAUAUUACAACAUCAAGGCUCGACGCUGCGUGAAUUGGGCUUGGAAGACCGUGGCGAUACAGCUCCCUGGAGCCACCAGCUCUUUCUCGACAUACUGAGCAAGGCGCCGCAACUGUGCCAUCUAGACGUAGAGACGUCGAAUCAACACUCUGAGUUCGAACUAGAAGGGAGGUGGUCUGGUAAAGCUAUCAAUUCAUCGCCAUCUGAGAAGUUUAAGAACAUGGAGCAUAUGCACAUGAGCUUUCAGCUCAACAAAGCAAAAGCAGAAGUCGCUGUUCUGAAACGCUUGGACAUGCCAUACGUACUAAGGCGAGCUGAAAGAUACGAAUUGAACGCCACAGGAGUCACUUGGAUACGAGAAUCACCGUAG
Messenger RNA from Alternaria metachromatica, 1344 nucleotides. RefSeq lists its product as uncharacterized. Lineage: Eukaryota; Fungi; Ascomycota; Dothideomycetes; Pleosporales; Pleosporaceae. The coding region runs from base 1 to 1344 and encodes 447 amino acids. The transcript is spliced from 3 exons. The record is from RefSeq and is a predicted model, not a curated record.